Molecule: messenger RNA, 1793 nt
Organism: Rhododendron vialii
Lineage: Eukaryota; Viridiplantae; Streptophyta; Magnoliopsida; Ericales; Ericaceae
Exons: 9
Coding region: 133-1392 (419 amino acids)
Cellular component (GO): membrane
Source: RefSeq, a predicted model, not a curated record
CUGGCCUCCUCCACCCCCUCUGCAACCUAGCUCAAAAAACGCAGCCACAGAAUUCUAUUGAUCUCCCAAAUCAAACAUCCACUCUCUCUCUAUUCAAUCAGAGCUACUAGCUUAAUUCAUCCAUCUACAACAAUGAACAUCGCCAAAUCGAGCUCCCUUACCAGCCUCAGGUCAUUCAACCACCUCCGCCAAUCUGCCAUUGUUUGCAGAGAGCUUUCUACUUCAUCAUCUCCUUUCCCUACCAUUCUCAAACAGUCGUCGAUCCUCACCAAUCAUCUCUUGCCGCCGCCUCAACAACAGCAUUCUCCCUCCGUCCGCCAUUACCGCAUCCGUCGUGAUGCCAAUUAUGAGAUGUUACGACCAAUCAACUGGGGAAUCCGGAUCGUCCCCGAGAGGAAGGCGUUGGUGGUGGAACGAUUCGGGAAGUUUGCGAAGACUCUCAGUCCUGGAAUUCACUUUCUCGUUCCGUUUGUUGAUCAAAUCGCUUACGUGCAUUCUCUCAAGGAAGAGGCAAUUCCGAUUCCGGACCAAUCUGCUAUUACUAAGGACAAUGUUAGCAUCUCAAUUGAUGGAGUUCUCUAUGUCAAGGUUGUGGACCCGAAACUAGCAUCGUAUGGUGUUGAGAAUCCCUUGUACGCAAUUGUUCAGCUUGCGCAGACAACAAUGCGUAGUGAACUCGGGAAGAUCACGCUCGACAAGACGUUUGAGGAAAGAGACACCCUGAAUGAAAAGAUAGUGAUGGCCAUCAAUGAUGCUGCUAAAGACUGGGGUCUGAAGUGUCUUCGUUAUGAAAUAAGGGAUAUAUCUCCUCCUCGUGGAGUGAGGGCAGCCAUGGAGAUGCAGGCAGAAGCAGAACGCAAAAAGAGGGCUCAAGUUCUUGAGUCGGAAGGUGAUAGGCAGGCAAACAUUAAUGUUGCUGAUGGGAAGAAGAGUUCAGUGAUCCUUGCCUCAGAAGCUGCAAAACUGGACCAGAUCAAUAGAGCAAUAGGAGAAGCAGAAGCAAUUGUUGCUAAAGCGCAAGCAACAGCCAAAGGUAUCUCCAUGGUGUCACAGGCUCUCAAAGAACAUGGGGGUGUAGAGGCAGCAAGUUACAGAGUCGCUGAACAAUACAUACAAGCCUUCAGCAAGAUAGCCAAAGAGGGCAAUACACUGCUGCUUCCUACCACCAUUGACAAUCCGGCUCGCAUGAUGGCUCAAGCUCUGAACGUAUACAAAAGCUUGAUUGGUGGCAAUUCUGGUGAUGUGCUUGAAGACACCAGUCAAUUUGGAAUCACAGGAAAUGUUAAGGCCGGGCCUCCUCCUCAUAAAACUAAUGAGAGCUCCACACCAGCUAAAACAAAUGACGGAGAUAAUCAAGUUUUCUCAUUCCAGAGCCCCGAGAAGGAACAUUAGACUAUGUGCAACGCCACCUCAAUCAUUCCGCAAGGCAGAGGUCUAUUGUGACCUUUGGUUCUGUUACUCUUUUUUCUUUUUUAGUCCAUUUCAACUUACUUUGGGAUAGGAGAAGCAAGGAAUUUAUAGACUGCUCAGAUUGAUGAGAGAAUUGUUAUUCUAUUUCAGUCAUUACACAGUGUGCCAUCUAAGGAAAAGUCCAAGUGUAACUCACUUUGAACACCAUAGCAAGCAGAGGAAUGGCAUUUUUGGUAUUAUUUUGAUGUUGAACAUUGAACUGCAUAAUCCUUUUAACUGAUGAUUUUGUGCCUGGUGUUUAUUUUGUAUCUGCAUUGUGCCUAAGAUGUCUUUGUUCGGAUUACAAGUUGACACAGCAAUGCAAUUUGAAAUUUUUAUGAGAA